CGGAGAGAAACAUUGGUAACACUGGUUUGGGUAGCUAAGCUGCCGCCUUGGAGUAUGUGAAUAUAUUUUCGCUUUGAAAAGCAAUCAAGAAAAAGAGGAAGUUCGAUUAUCUGAGCGCCUUGCACAUCCUGCGUAUCUGCACACGGUGUGACAGUGGAAAUAGGACUGUCGGGGCGCCUCUUUGAGUGAAGCUGAAAGACAAACAUAGUUGGUUUUAUUUCUACAUCAUUGGGAUACAAGUGUGGAUCUGAUGGGCUCACAGAUGUUUUGGGCAACUCUCCUGAUGCUGGGGGUUUCCCUCUGGCUCACCGAAGAAUGGAUGGAAACAGAUACUGCAAAAAAGACCUUCCAGAAUUCACAGAGAUUUCGACCUGAGCCAGAUGAAGAACCAGAGCCAGCAGCAGUGAAAUAUGAUCAGAAGGAAGGCAGCCUCAUUGCAGCCUGUCUUAGGAAAUACUGCGGGAGAGGUCGUCGAUGUGCCAUUAACAAAGAGACGGGUGCAGCAGAAUGUCUGUGCUUGGAAAGGUGUCACCCUAGCUUUGUGCCUGUCUGUGGAUCGGAUGGAAAGUUUUAUGAAAAUCACUGUGAACUUCAUCGAGCAUCCUGUCUGCAGAACAAGAAGAUCUACAUUGUGCAUAGCAAGGAUUGCUUCUUCAAAGGUGACACAUGCACCAUGGCCGAGUACAACAGGCUGAAAAAUAUGCUGUUGGACCUCCAGUCUAAGCAUUCAUCACAGCAAGGUGGUGCCCGAGAAAACGGGAUGGCUCACAGGAGGCAUUUAGUGCAGGAGAUGUUCAAAUACUUUGAUGUCAAUGGAGAUGGACACUUGGACAGCAGUGAACUAGCUCAGAUUUCCAUGCAAGAUCACCUGGAGAAUGAUCUACUGGAGUGUACAUUGCAGGACUUGUUGAAAUAUGAUGACUACAAUAGCGAUGGCCACCUGACACUUCUAGAACUCUACACAGCCUUCCAGGUUGUGCAGCUGAGCCUCCCCGAAGAACAGAAGUCCAGCGUGUCUACCGUCACUGUGGGUCUCAGUACGGUCCUGCUUUGUGGCAUUCAAGGGACGCUGCGGCCGCCAGUCAUUUGGAAGCGAAAUGGAAUUGUAUUGAAUUUCUUGGAUUUGGAAGAUAUUAAUGACUUCGGAGAUGAUGGCUCACUCUACAUCACUAAGGUGACAACUAUUCACAUGGGUAAUUACACCUGCCAUGCUUAUGGCUAUGAAGAUCUGUACCAGACUCACAUCCUGCAGGUGAAUGUUCCUCCAGUGAUAAUCGUAUACCCAGAGACACAAGCUCAGGAACCUGGCGUAUCGGCCAGUUUAAAAUGUCAUGCAGAUGGCAUUCCUAUCCCGAAAAUCUCAUGGCUGAAGAAUGGAAUGGAUAUCUUGCCUAAACUCUCAAAACAGAUUUCCUUAAUAGCAAAUGGAAGUGAACUGCAUAUCAGCAACGUGCGUUAUGAAGACACAGGCGCCUAUACAUGCAUAGCUAAGAAUGAAGUUGGAGUUGACGAAGAUAUUUCUUCAUUGUUUGUGGAGGAUUCAGCACGAAAAACACUUGCAAACAUACUGUGGCGAGAGGAAGGUCUGAGUGUGGGCAACAUGUUCUACAUCUUCUCUGAUGAUGGAGUCACCAUCCUGCAGCCAAAUGAAUGUGAGAUCCAAAGGCAGAUCAAGCCAACAGAGAGGAUCAUGGCAAGCUAUGAAGAGAUGUGCCCUAAAGGUGAAGGAGAUUCAGUUCAACUCUGCGACUGGGCUUCUGCUGUCAACGUGAGGGACAAGUACAUUUACGUCUCACAGCCCAUCCAGAACAGAGUGCUGAUUAUAGAUACCCAAGCUCAAAAAGUGGUGCAGGUCGUAGAAACUGAUCCUAUUCCUGUGAAGUUGCAUUACGACAAAUCCCAUGACCAGGUAUGGGUACUUAGCUGGGGAGAUUCCAACAAGACCCACCCUACAUUGCAGAUGAUCUCCCAGGCAAGUGGAGGAGAGGAGCAUCAGAUAACACACUCACCUUUCGAAAGGGUGGAUGAUUUCUUUAUUCCUUCUACCAAUCUCAUUAUUACACACGUAAGGUUUGGAUUCAUCUUUCUGCGAUCUGAGCUGGCUGUACACAAAAUUGACCUGGAAACCGUUGCCCGCAUCAAGACCAUUGGCCUCAAAAACUACAGUUGUGUUCCAGUGUCAAUGGCCUACACCCAUCUUGGAGGCUAUUAUUUUGUCCAGUGCCAUGGGAAAAACAUCUCGUCCUCACAGCCUCAGGUGAUCAUUGACAGUGUCACUGAUGCAGUUAUCGGCUACAACAGUGAGAUAACAGGAACACCGUACAUCUCUCCAGACGGGCGUUUUGUAGUGUCAGCUGAUGAACACACAGGAAUAAUCAGGGUUCAAACCAUCACUUUCCAAGGAACACUACAACUCACCCUUGAGCUGCAAACAAGCCUACACAUCUCUUCUGUAGCGUUUCAUCCUUCCUUUACGGAGGCCAAUCAGUAUUAUAUAUAUGCCUCUUCUCGGUCUCAAACAGACCUUCUUUUUGUGGAACUGUCAACAGGGAGAAUGGAGGUUUUGAAGAACCUUAAGGACCCCAUACAGCCAGACAACUGGCCUUGGAGCAACAACAACAGAGUGGUUAUAAACAGUGGAAUGUUUGGGCAACACAUGUUAACACCAUCAAAGGACUCCCUGUUUGUCUUAAACGGAAAGCAGAACACACUACACUGUGAGGUCUCUGAUGUCAAGAGAGGUAACACGGUGGUAUGGGUUGGUGAGGUAUGAAGAGUCAAAGGUUAGAUCAAGUAUAAGCAAAAAUGGAAUGGACUCCAUGCUGGAACUCAGCAAGUGCUAGAAAUGGAUCAUAAAUGUACAACACGUAUUAAAAACAAAUAUUUUUUACUUGAGGCUGAUAGAGCCAUUCAGUGCAACAGUGAUCUAUGUGCACUAACCUAAAAAUCAACGCUAAAUUAUUGCACUUACUUUUAACACUGCAGUUAAACAUGACUCUGAGGGGAAAAUCUAUGCACAACGUACACUUUUUUAGCCUGAUGCUGAAAUAUAGAGACAUUUAUAGUAUGGCAAAGGUAACCAUAAAUAUACGGCUAGCAACUAAUAUCACAGUGAGAGGUCAUUGUCUUUUUUUAAUAAAUGUUCAGUCUCUUUGAAAAUGACAGUUGUUAUGCUGCCUGCUGUACCAGUUUUGUUGAAUACACACCAUUAAACCAAGAUUCUUUUUUAAUUCUCAAAAC
Molecule: messenger RNA, 3240 nt
Organism: Polypterus senegalus (gray bichir)
Lineage: Eukaryota; Metazoa; Chordata; Cladistia; Polypteriformes; Polypteridae
Gene: fstl4
Product: follistatin-like 4
Exons: 16
Coding region: 251-2773 (840 amino acids)
Biological process (GO): multicellular organism development; cell differentiation; regulation of BMP signaling pathway
Molecular function (GO): calcium ion binding; protein binding
Source: RefSeq, a predicted model, not a curated record